Molecule: messenger RNA, 276 nt
Organism: Cryphonectria parasitica EP155
Lineage: Eukaryota; Fungi; Ascomycota; Sordariomycetes; Diaporthales; Cryphonectriaceae
Product: Arf GTPase activating protein
Exons: 2
Biological process (GO): endocytosis; endoplasmic reticulum to Golgi vesicle-mediated transport; intra-Golgi vesicle-mediated transport
Cellular component (GO): Golgi apparatus
Molecular function (GO): GTPase activator activity
Source: RefSeq, a predicted model, not a curated record
ACCAUCAAAUCACUGCUCAAGCUGGAGCCCAACAAGAUUUGCGCCGACUGCAAGAGGAACAAGCAUCCUCGUUGGGCGAGCUGGAACCUGGGAGUCUUCAUCUGCAUCCGCUGUUCCGGCAUCCACCGCAGUAUGGGCGUCCACAUCAGUCGAGUCAAAUCCGUCGACCUCGAUUCCUGGACCGACGAACAGAUGAACAGCAUUCUGAACUGGGGCAAUGCGCGCGCCAACAAAUACUGGGAAUUCAAGCUGGCUGCCGGCCACGUGCCUUCCGAG